ACCAGUGACUUGGGACUGAUUCGAAUUUUUCAAGUGCUCGAAAAUUUUUUCUAUGACGUGUCCGGAGGAACGUGUGUGAGACGCAUGCGCACUGUCACCUUACGUGGCAUCUGUAAGAAUCGCUGUCUCAGUGAGAUACAUUCUCUCGUUUUAGUGUAAACAUUUGUCAAUAUUUAGGAUAUCGGUUAUGAUUUAAAUAACGAAAUUAAUCGAUCAGUGAGAACACAACACAAUGAAUCAGCAGUACAUGCAUCAGGCGCACCAGCAGCCGCCUCAGCCUCAUCCACAAGCUCCACAUUAUGGAGGUCCUCCAGGCAAUUCUGCGUAUGAAGGGCUGAACGCCAAUGUUCCUCCGAAUAUGAUGAAACCUCCUGUGAAUUCUCAGCACUAUCAAUUACCCAAGAACCAGCCAGGACCACCACCAGGAAGCAUGCCACCAGGAGCCAAUCCAUACUAUAAUUACAAUGCUCAAGUCAACAAUCAGCAGGCACCUCCAUCCAGCUCUCUCCAUGGACCACCACCAUCGGUCAAUCAGGAUAAUUUGACUAAUGAAAUGGCUAACAUGGGGCUGAAUAAUCCCCCAUCGGCCUUUCCCCCGCCGCCGCCAACGAACACUGCCCCUCCCCCCUCGAACAUGAAUGGUUUUUCCUCGUCAGAUCACUCCCCCUCAGGUCCCUCAGAUCCUCACCUCCCACCGGCAGCCUCCACCCAACCCCAGAGUCUUCCGCCGAAUCAAAACACCCCAUCCAACAUGAACAGAUACCCAAUCGAACCCCCCCAAAUGAUACAAAAGCCUCCUGGACCCCCAAUGGCCUAUCCACCUACCCAACAGAGACCAAUGCCGGGUCAACAGCCCCCAGCUGCGCUCCCCCCUCCAAAUGCCCUGAUGCCAGGUGCUCCUCAUCCCCAGACAUUCCCAGGUACUCGAUUACCUCCAGGACCCCCAGGAAACCCAGCCCUUUCUGCCCCCCCACCUCACAACUUGGGAGGCCCACCCCUUACACAACCCCCCUACAACGCCUACCCGCCCCAGGGCCCUCCUCAGGGUCAGCAAAACCAUCAGAAUCUUCAGAGGCAGAUGAUGUCAGGUCCUCCUAUGGCCUCCAGUGGACUCCAACAACCCCAGAUGCCUCCCAUGCCCCAAAUGCGUCAACCUCCAGGUGCAAUGCCUGGUCCAAUGCCCGGUUACCAACCCCCAGAUCCCUACAGUGGCCAGCGCAGUCCCUUCCACCCUCAAGGCCUCAACAUGUCAGGACCCACUCCAGGGUACCAGCCCGGUGUCCAGCCCCAACAGGCAAAACGUCUCGACCCUGAAUCCAUGCCCAGUCCUAUCCAAGUAAUGCAGGACGAUCAACGAACCCGCGGAGGUGUAUUCAUCACGAAUCAGAAAGGCCUCGCACCUCCCUUUGUCACGACAAAAUUCGUCGUUCAAGAUCAGGGCAACGCAUCCCCCAGAUUCAUCAGAUCCACCAUCUACACAGUUCCAACGACAACUGACAUAAUGAAACAAACUGGAGUGCCUUUUGGACUGAUUGUCAGUCCCAUGGCCCAGGUGAUCGAGGAGGAGCAGGAGCCACCAAUUGUCGAUAUGGGUGAAGUCGGGCCUGUGAGGUGCAUCAGAUGUAAGGCCUAUAUGGGCCCCUUCAUGCAGUUCAUCGACGCUGGACGAAGAUUCCAAUGCGCCUUCUGCAAAGCCACCACCGAAGUUCCAUCAGAAUACUUCCAGCAUCUUGAUCACACUGGUCAGCGAAUGGAUCGUUACGAAAGACCGGAACUGAUGCUGGGAACUUACGAGUUUAUCGCUACUAAGGAGUACUGCAGAAACACAACCUUUCCGAAGCCACCAGCCAUAGUGUUCGUCAUCGAUGUGUCCUAUAAUAACGUUAAAUCAGGAUUAGUUGAUCUUCUGUGCAGUGAACUCAAGAACAUCAUAAAACAUCUUCCCAAGGAUCGUUUUCAGGAGAAAACUCUCAUGAAAGUAGGAUUCAUCACCUACUCGAAUACUGUACAUUUCUACAAUAUCAGCCCCAAUUUAACCCAACCACAGAUGAUGGUCGUGGGAGACGUGCAGGAUGUAUUUAUGCCAUUGUUGGAUGGAUUCUUAGGAGAUCCUGAGGAGAGUGAAGCUGUUAUUGAUGCCUUAUUGGCACAAAUUCCCGUUAUGUUUGCUGAUACUCGCGAAACAGAGACGAUACUGGCACCGGCGAUUCAGGCGGGCUUGGAGGCAUUGAGAGCCUCUGAUUGUCCAGGUAAACUGAUGGUGUUUCAUUCGUCUCUGCCCAUUGCAGAAGCCCCUGGCAAACUGAAGAACAGGGAUGACAGAAAGCUGCUUGGAGGGGACAAGGAGAAGACUGUCUUGGCUCCUCAGAGCACUGUUUACAAUCACCUGGGACAGGAGUGCGUUGGGGUUGGCUGCAGUGUCGAUCUCUUCGUCUUCAAUAAUUCUUACGUCGAUCUUGCCACCAUUGGACAAGUAUCCAGAUUGACUGGGGGUGAGGUUUAUAAAUACACGUAUUUCCAGGCUGACAGUGAUGGUAAUCGUCUUGUUAUGGAUAUUAUUAAUAAUAUUAGUAGACCAAUUGCGUUUGACGCUGUAAUGAGGGUCAGAACGUCCACUGGGGUCAGACCCACGGAUUUCUAUGGACACUUCUACAUGUCGAAUACUACGGAUAUGGAAUUGGCUAGCAUUGAUUGUCAUAAAGCUGUUGCGGUCGAGGUCAAGCAUGAUGAUAAGUUGUCUGAUGAAGAAGGAGUUUAUGUUCAAGUCGCGCUACUCUACACGUCGUGUGGAGGUGUACGUCGAUUGAGAAUUAUUAAUCUCAGUCUCAAGACUUCAUCACAGAUGGCCGAGUUGUACAGAGCUUGUGAUCCUGAUGCUGUUGUCAAUUUCUUUGCUAAACAAAGUGUCUUUAAGCUCAUUGAAUCCACACCUAAGGCUGUCAAGGACAAUUUGAUAAGCAAGUGUGCCACUAUUUUGGCUGCGUACAGGAAACACUGUGCCUCGCCCUUCAGUGCCAGUCAGCUUGUUCUACCAGAAUGCAUGAAACUCCUUCCUCUUUAUGUCAAUUGUCUGCUUAAGAGCGAUGCUAUCUCUGGGGGAGCUGAUAUGACAAUCGAUGACAGAACUUUCGUCAUGAUGGCCGUUGCUACCAUGCCUCUUUAUACGUCCGUUAAUUACUUCUAUCCGAGGCUGCUCCCACUGCACGAUAUCGAUCCACAGGCCAAUGAACUACCACAGCAGCUCAGGUGUUCCAUUGAUAAGUUUUCUGAGGAUGGAGCUUAUUUACUAGAGAAUGGGAUUCACAUGUUCCUCUGGCUGGGUCUUGCACUGUCCCCAGAGUGGACUCAGGCAGUUUUCGGUGCACCGGUAGUUGACACUGAGCGUACCUCACUUCCUGUCUUGGAUAAUCAACUCAACAUACGUAUAAGAGAUAUAAUUGCCCGUGUUCGUGCCGAAAGACAUCAUUGCAUGAGGUUGACAAUUGUACGCCAGAGGGAUAAACUGGAAAUGGUUCUUCGUCACUUUUUGGUGGAAGACCGAGGCAAUGACAACAGCCAGAGCUACGUCGAUUUCCUCUGUCAUAUGCACAAAGAGAUCAAGACACUCCUUAGUAAUUAAAAUUAUUAUAUCCCAUGGCAAUAUGUCGGAAAAUCACGGAUUUAAAUUAACAAGAAGUUCUGGACACUAACAACUGGAGAGUGAACGAGGAUAGACUGGUGUCUAAUCAAUUCCAUUCGGAGUGAAUUAACCCUGGAGAUAUCUAUAAUCCAAAAAUGAAAAAGAAAACCGGAGAAAAAAAUCUGUAUUAUCUUUACAAUUUUACUUUAAAUUAGUUUUUUUUGUUAUUUUAUUCCGUACGGAGGAGAAGCAAGUGCGAUAAAUUAAUUAAGAAAUGCAACGCAAACUAUGUAAAAAAAUAAAAAUGAAAAUAUAUAUCUAUAUAUAUAUACAGA
Molecule: messenger RNA, 3954 nt
Organism: Diachasmimorpha longicaudata
Lineage: Eukaryota; Metazoa; Arthropoda; Insecta; Hymenoptera; Braconidae
Gene: Sec24cd
Product: Secretory 24CD
Exons: 6
Coding region: 233-3619 (1128 amino acids)
Biological process (GO): endoplasmic reticulum to Golgi vesicle-mediated transport; COPII-coated vesicle cargo loading; intracellular protein transport
Cellular component (GO): COPII vesicle coat; endoplasmic reticulum exit site
Molecular function (GO): SNARE binding; zinc ion binding
Source: RefSeq, a predicted model, not a curated record